UGUCAGUGUCACUGUCAAAAGAAUUUUGGUCGAUUUUCUUCUUCACUUCAACAUAAAUUACCUUGACAUUAUUAUAUUUUAUUGCUCGAUGACUAUGAUAUCAUUCAAAACAUGUCGAUUACGGCAUUGAUAGGCAUCCGCGUAGCUGCCGUAAACAUCGAUUAAUAGCCGCGGUCCGAUAAUCUCGUCACCAUGUACUGUUUGCAAUGGUUGAUCCCCGUUCUGUUGAUACCGAAGCCCGUCAACCCGGCGCUCGUGAAUACGCACGUAAUGUUCAUGGUGUUGUACCUGGUCGGAUUUUUCCUGGAGAGGAAGCCGUGUACGGUGUGCAGUGUGGUAUUCAUGGCGGCCGUCAUACUUAUAUGCUACAGUGGAAUCGGGAAUUGUUUGUUUUGGUCCCAAUGCGAAUGCAGUGAUAAAUAUGACACUUAGUGCCUUCAUCAUGAGACCUCGACGUGCUAAAGUGCAACUAAGUGUUCCUUGUCAACGAAUAUCUCACAUUGUCAAUACACCCGGGAAAGUCGCCGUGCAGUUUUAUCCAAUGAACGAAAAUUAUAUAUUUUUGUAAAUAGCAAAAUCCUAUAUUGUUUACAAAUUCUGAUGUCGGAAUGUGACUAUGGGAGGCCAAGUGGUGGAUGUGCUAAUGUACUUAUAUACUAUCUCAUUUUUUAUGUUGAUUAUUAAUUAUUAAUACAUAUGUGAUCAUUAUUAAAUGUACAGUUAUUAUUAGUGAAUAAAGUUUUAAAAUGUA
Bicyclus anynana (squinting bush brown) is the source of this 751-nucleotide messenger RNA. RefSeq names its product bladder cancer-associated protein (gene bc10). The record is from RefSeq and is a predicted model, not a curated record. The transcript has a single exon. Lineage: Eukaryota; Metazoa; Arthropoda; Insecta; Lepidoptera; Nymphalidae. The coding region runs from base 193 to 432 and encodes 79 amino acids.